UUUGUUUCCUCCCAGGAGCCCUGGCUGCCUCAUCUGGUCGCUCCUUCCUGUUGCCCCUCCGUUUGGCACCCCAAGUACCCCUGUUGUCACCACCCGUCUGUCCUAUGGCGACCUUGAACCAGAUGCACUGGCUGGGCCACCGCAAGCGCCCCCCUCCCAAGGUGGGCCCGCUGGGGGGCCACCCGCAGCUCAAGGGGGUGGUGCUCAAGACCAUGAUCCGCAAGCCCAAGAAGCCCAACUCGGCCAACCGGAAGUGCGCCCGCGUGCGGCUGAGCAACGGCAAAGAAGUGGUCUGCUUCAUCCCCGGGGAAGGGCACAACCUCCAGGAGCACAACAUCGUCCUGGUGGAGGGCGGCAGGACGCAGGACCUGCCAGGAGUCAAGCUCAAGAUAGUGCGGGGCAAGUACGACUGCGCCCACGUCCAGAAGAAGAAGCAGUGAGUGCUCAGGAGAUGAAGGGGGCAGGUCUGGGAACCACCUCUUGCGCGGAGCACAAAUGACUCUUACUGAGACAAACAUUGCCUCUGUUGGCCUUUUCCAAAAUAAAGUGGUAUAAGCUGCCUCCACUGACCAAA
Messenger RNA from Anolis sagrei ordinatus, 574 nucleotides. Lineage: Eukaryota; Metazoa; Chordata; Lepidosauria; Squamata; Anolidae. The record is from RefSeq and is a predicted model, not a curated record.